This is a messenger RNA of Calliphora vicina (urban bluebottle blowfly), 857 nucleotides long. Its product is annotated as chymotrypsin BI-like. The record is from RefSeq and is a predicted model, not a curated record. Lineage: Eukaryota; Metazoa; Arthropoda; Insecta; Diptera; Calliphoridae. Bases 39 to 857 code for a protein of 272 amino acids. Gene Ontology annotation, biological process: proteolysis. The transcript is spliced from 2 exons. Gene Ontology annotation, molecular function: serine-type endopeptidase activity.
UUGAAAAUCUGCAACAAAAUACUUAAAAUUUGUUAAACAUGAAGACUCAAUAUUUGUAUCAAGUGGUCAUUUUAUUGGUUUUAUUCACAUUAUAUAUAAAACAAGUUCAAACAAUAGCAACUAAUGAACGCAUUAUUUCAGGAUCACAGGCCGCAGUAAAUCAAUUUCCUUGGCAUGUGCUUUUAAAGAGAGAUGAAUUUGAUGUUUUGCUGUGUGGUGGUUCUCUAAUUUCCAAUAGCUGGGUUUUAAGCGCUGCUCAUUGUUUUAACAACAUCACCUCAGUUUUUUUGGUAUUUGGCACCAUAGACCUAUACAAUGAUGAUAUUAAUAUGACCUCUACAGCAAUCUUUAAACAUCCUCACUUUGAUGCAGAAACCUUUCACCAUGAUAUUUCACUUAUUCAGCUACCACAAGCAUUAAACUUUUCCAACAGCAUACAAGCCAUUGAAUUGAUAACUUGUGCCCAGGCAGAGCAUGAUUUUAUAGGAACUCCAGCCAUUAUUACAGGAUUUGGUCAGCUAGACGAUGAAGAUGACGGACUUCCUGAUAUCUUACAAUGGGCUCCAGUGGAAAUUGUUAAUACUUCUAGUUGUGCAGAAGUUUUUGGUGACGAUUUGGCCAUGGAUACACAUAUUUGUACGAGCGGUUAUACCUCAAUUUGCGAUGGUGAUUCGGGAGGUGCUUUGGUUUGGCUAAACGAUUACGAUAGUUUUGUACAAAUUGGCAUUAAUUCUUUUGUGGCUGUAAACAGGUGUGAGCAAAAUUUUCCAGCCGUCUAUGUUAGAUUAUAUUACUAUAUGGGGUUUAUUCAAAAUAUUACUGGCAUAAAUUUUGAGGAACCAACGGAAAUUUUUUAA